GAAGCAGAGUCUCAAAAUUAGAAAGUUCGAUCGCGCGACUCGCCAUCGUCGCAGCUCGGUUAUUCCGGAGGCGUCCUAUCCAGUGCUGUUGGUCGGAAGCUCGUCACAUUCGACGUAAAAGAGAGAAAACAGCGGUGUUUCGAAGCGCGUCGAAACUUGGAUGAGAAUCGCAAGGUCACUGCAAGUUUUCGUGGAAUUAAAUGCUGCCCAGAACCUUUGGGACGACCGAGGACUUUUGAACGUUUGUAUACCACGAUAAAAUCCCUCCCAUCGGCCAUCAGGCUCUUGCCUGAUCUCUCUCUCUCUCUCUCCCCACAUUCGAACGAAAACGUAACGUUUGGCUCAGAGGAAAGGGGCUUAAAAAAUGAGAUUCUAGCUCAUCUCGAAGCGCACCUCAUAACGGGCCGGUCUCCCAUUACAUACAUUUCGUACGCGCACGUAUGCAUCAUCUUUGGCUAGAUAAACCGAGCUCUCGACUCAUCAAGCGUGUAUAAUAUGGAGAAUGUGAGAGAUGUUCGCCUCGGAAGGAGCAGACCUCCAUUUGCAAAAUUGCAUCGGAAUAACGUGUACGGUUUAACGAGGUCUCUUCUCGCGCUGCUGCUUAAACAAUAAGCGUUCAAAGCUGGAGUCAACAUUGUUCGUUAGCGUGAAAACACUCUUCGUACUUGAGACUAAUUCGCUGUGCGCGAGAUAAGAUAAGGACUCUGUCAGAUAAAUAGGCGAGGAACGAGCGGUUAAUGAUGUUUGAUUUUUUAGAAAAUUGUGCCACCGAAUUCUUAGCCUGUUCGUCGUAUUUUUCCAUCGCGUGGAAAUUCGAGUCUUUGGAAUUCGAGAGGUGGACAAAGUUGAUUUUUAUUCGUGACUUCGUUGUGGGGAGUCGCGCAAUCGUGCGGUUCAGCACUUUCGAUUUUUUCAUGGCCUCGCAAAUUUGUAAGUUAUUUUACAUAUUCUUCGAAGAUAUUUCAAUUCGGGUCUGAAAUUUUAAAGGAGCUCCAGAGCUUUUUUGCUCUCACGAAUAACUUCAAAAUUUAUUUUUCAUCCUGCUAGAUUUCGAUUCCGUUCAUAAUUACACUAAAUUUCAUUGGUAAGAUUCUUUUAAAAAUGGUAUGAAAUUCAUGUUUUUUUCACAUUGAGAGAUAAAAUGAGACACGAUUUAGCCCAUGCUUGUGCUCACGUUUCUGGACGUUUGGGGAACACAUGGACGAACAAUUAAUGUGAACUACAUUCCAAACUCGUGAGUAAAACUACCUUGGCGCACAUGAGCCCACUCGAUCGCUCGAACCUCUCCCGUCCUCGUACAGCGUUGCUGCAUUUUGCUUUCGUUAAUGUAACUUCGCUUUGCCCGCGCGCAAAUCUCAUUAGAAUUAACCGCGUCGUGCUGCCUACGGAGCGGAGCAGCGACCGAGAUUCUCUUGCACGCGGUGUACUGUUUCGCGAUCACCGCAGUGUCGCCAAUCUUAGAAAGUUGAAAAAUCACAUUCUUUUCUGCCAACGUGCUCGCGCACGAGACUUUCCAUGGCCAGUUCACUCGACGAUCAUUUCCAAAACCAUUUCCUCGUGUUACCAUUUUUCAAUCACCGCCAAACUCUCGGUGAAAAAAUACAACUUUUUUCCUCCGUGGAUGCGUUAACGAAGCUUUUCAUAGCAGAUUUGCGCCUGAUGACGAAUUUCAGCAAGCCCGCCUCGUCAUUCUACUCAAACAUCUGCGUUAGAAAUCCGUUAGAAAAACGAAUUCUGGCCCUCGACUCGACUAUGUUUUGUAGGAUUUUGUCACGAGUUUAAAUCCUUCAACUAGAGAAAAAUGUGCUAUUGAAAAUCCUCCGAGCGAGGAGGGUGCUUCCAAGAUCGAGAGUCGGAGAAGCCCAUAGCCGGGGCGCUGGAUGGCGAGGAGCGAGCGCACUUGAAGAGUACGGGAGAGAUAGCGCCAGGACAGAAUGCUCGUCUCGCCCACUUCCCGCUCGCGGUUCAAGGCCCCUCCUUCCUCUCAGCGAGCAAGAAUCUUGAAGGGAAAGUGUUCUAAGAUCGUGCACGAGAACGAGCAGGAGAGAACAGAGCGUUUGGAAAGAUUGGAAAAAAAGAAAACCGCACUUUUUCCUGGGAAACUAGUGCCAGCGACGACGAUCAGCGGGCCGAUCAUUUUUCAGCUCGUUCCUGGAAGCCUCCUUCGUAGCAACAGUUCGUCAUGUGCGAAACUUUAAUUGCUCGGAUGACGAGACUGUUGUUACGAGAUUAUGACGAUAAGACUGGUUUAUCGUGAAUUUAUGUAAACCCAAAUCCACGAGAUGAACAUAAGAGUUUAUAAAGGAAAGAGGCUCGAUGCUGUUCCAUCCUGAUAGCGCUGAGACUUUAAGAAAUAAGUUUUCGCACGUUCUCCAGGCGCACUUACGAUAGAUUUUCUCUGCGUGAACCGGGGAGCAGCAGCAGGCCUACGUGGAAUUUACUUCGCACGAUUAUGCACCAUCGAGCAGUUUAAACACUGCGAACGCCCGCAUCUUCUGCAGAUGUGUGUUUAUACGUAUAUCCACAUAAAUAUGCGUAUGCAUUUAUGCAUCGAGGAAUGUACAAUGGUGUGAGAUGUAUCGGUGUAGCGGUAUGUGAGACAUGGGAACGCGGAAGUGCAUUGCACUCUCGGGCGCGCGCGGGGGCGACUGUGCGAAGAGGAUAAAACACGUACGCGAAAGAUUUUUUCCGUUGGGUGUACGUGAGCCUCGCUGGAUCGAAGCCACGCAAGUCUUGCGAUAGAGCCUCGUCGAUGUUGGGCUAAUUGAUUAAUCUUCUGCGCGGAAGGAGGCGACGUCGAUGCGCGGGGCAAGAGGAUUGGGAGGGGAUGGAAUUCCGCCGCGGGACGUUGAGCGAGUUAUGAACGACGAUGGAAAAAAUGAGGAAAUUUCUGAAUACUGAAAACGAAAGCCCCGAAGUCUUUGAUCCGGGGAGAGCGCAGUUCUUGACCGAAGGAUUGAACCGCGAUUGUACGAAAUUGCAUCCGAUCAGCGGGAGUCUGAAUAACGUGAGAAUAACGUGAGAACUCGAAAAAAUUAACUGUUCAUUUGCUCGUGGCUCGGAGAUGGCCCGCUUCGCGGGAUUCUCUGCCGGUGAAAAAAAUACUCUUCGAGUUUUCGGGGACUAUGAACUCACCGUCGUAACCGGUUUAUUUUUGAACUUUAUUUCACGAGCACUACAAGUUUGGACUUUCACCUCAGUCAGGAGAAUCCACUCGGUUGGAUACGAAGGCGCGGUUACGAGUAAAUGACUACGAGGCACGUGGAUAUCGAUUAAUCGCUCUCCCGGGGAAGGGGCAUUCCGCGAGGAAGAGAAGGGGCGCUUAAAUCUUUUGAUAACUUGAAAAUAUAUGAGGUUUUUGUAAUAUAUUGAUUCGACUUCGGAUAUAGAUAUAUGCGUACGAUCUUAAUGGGCCCAAUAAAUGUAUUUAUGCUGAUAAAGUGUACACAUAAAGCAGUUUCUUCGGUGAAGUAUAAGAGAGGCGUCUAGGUUCGAUCGACGCCGAUAAUCGUACGCGCGCACGGAUCCUCUUCAGUGUCAAUUUGUCACGCGAGCGAGCACGACACGAGACAGAAGUAUAAAUAAACGAAUCGAAAUCGCGUCGAUUUAUCUCUUGGGUUUUGAGUGUCGUACGCGACGAACGAGAAAUUCGGCGAGAUGUCAAUGCCACAUUGAAUUAAAUUCUUCUGUCCGAGUGCCAAAUCAAACGCUAUAUUUUUGUUGUCGAGAAUGAAUAUUGAUAUUGCAUAAAAAGCUGCUGUGGCUGAGCCCCAAUGGCAACAUCCAAAAAACUGGGAGCAAACAAAGUUCUCUUUUUUUUCGUUUCGUGAUUGAAAUUACUAGUCGCGUUGGCUGUUCCGUCCAGAAGAACCUGUUCCUCCCUACCUCCAAUGGUGUUCCAACCUGGCUGCAGAAGCUAACGCAAUUCUGACGCGGGCUAGCAUUCGUCCCGAGGGCGCUGGGCUGGAUGGUCGCGAGCUUGUCCUUCCCGCAAAGCGCACCACGUCGAAACGGAGAAAGCAUUUUCCCCUUGCUUUUUACCCUCAACAAAAAGAUUCAACGGGAAAGAGCGACGAGGCACAAAAAAUGGCUGAAAAAAACACCCUCGCUGCUGCCGAUUACAUCGUCAUCGGUGUGAUGCUCAUCGUCAGUGCCAGCAUCGGAAUUUAUUAUCGAUUCACAGGUGGCCGACAGAAAACUACAGAGGAAUAUUUCGUGGCCGAUCGUCGAAUGAGCGUCACAACGGUAGCGAUCGCUCUCAUGGCCUCGUACCUCUCAGCCGUGAGCUUGCUCGGCGUGAGCGCCGAAAACUACGUUUACGGCACUCAAUACGCUGUGAUAAACUUGUCGUACGGCCUCGCGACGCCGAUCGUCGCUUAUCUUUACCUACCGGUAUUUUUCAAGCUCCAGGCGACGAGCGCAUUCGAGUAUCUCGACAAACGUUUCGGACACGAAACUCGAAUCGUAGCGAGUUUGGCUUUCAUCCUCCAGCUUCUACUUUACACGGGUGUCGUGCUCUACGCUCCAGCGCUUGCGCUCGAAGCGACCACCGGAAUUUCCACGGCUCUGAGUAUCGUCAUAAUCGGCCUCGUUUGCACAUUUUACUCGAGCAUCGGUGGCAUCAAAGCGGUUCUUAUCACCGAUGUAUUUCAAUCUUUACUCAUGUUCGUUGCGAUCAUCACUGUGAUUAUUACAGCGGCUGUUAACGUCGGUGGUCUCGGUGAAAUUUGGCGAAUCGCCGAUCAGGAAAACCGCAUCGAGUUUGACAAUAUUUCUCCGGAUCCUACGACCAGGCACUCGUGGUGGAGCUUAACAAUCGGUGGUCUUUUUACUUAUCUUUCUCUGUACGCCUGCAACCAAGUCCAAGUCCAAAGAAUGUUGACAGUGCGCAAUCUGGCAGCAGCACAAAAAGCUCUUUGGUGGAGCUGGCCAAUAGCAUCGACGAUGUCGAUCAUCACAUGUUUUUCUGGAUUGGCCAUGUUCUCGCGGUAUUACGACUGCGAUCCGGUAAAGACUAAUAAAAUCACCUCGAAGGAUCAACUCAUGCCGCUGUACGUUAUGGACACUUUGUCCUCCUAUCCCGGAGUUCCAGGACUCUUCGUCGCCGGAAUAUUCAGCGCUGGUUUAAGCACGGUCUCCGCAACUCUGAAUUCAUUGGCGGCUAUUAUCCUCGAGGAUUUCGUGAAGCCGGUGUAUUCACGGAGAGGCAAAGUGAUGUCAACCAAGUUUUCCGUUCUCGCGAGCAAAGGUCUGGCGAUGCUGGUCGGCUUAUGCUGUGUCGCAUUGGCAUUCGUGGGUGGAUAUUUGGGGGGUGUUUUGCAAGCGGCCUUAACGAUAUUCGGAGUGAUCGGGGGUCCGAUGUUGGGUCUUUUUACAUUGGGUAUGAUGACCGAAUCGGGUAAUCAAAAGGGUGCGAUAAUAGGAUUACUAUCGAGCCUCGCAUUUUUUUUGUGGAUUGGUUUCGGUCAGCCAAGACCGGUUCCGGCGGCAUUGCCAGUUCGGGUCGACGGGUGUAACUUGACCGUGAAUUUCCCGGGGGGAAACAUCACUCGAAGGGCGAUUCAAGAAGAGACUUCGUACUUCUAUCUCUACCAAAUUUCUUACAUGUGGUACUGUCCCCUCGGUUUUUUGCUGUGCCUCGUCAUCGGAUAUUUGGUCAGUAGAAUAACGCAGUUCGUACUCAAAGAGGAACCCGCCGAGUUGGAUUCCAAUCUAUUCACGCCUUUUUUGGCCUCGAGGAUCACCGAGCGACGAGAGAGAAAGAGGAAUCGUAUUUUCUGUGAGAUGACGGACUCAGCCGGAAAGCAGGAGGAUGGACGAGCCACCGCGAACGCUGCUGAGAAGAUGUAAAAAAGCCUGGAAUCUCGGAGGAAAAAAACGUACGGCGAAAAGUAGAAGUAUUCUCGGAAUCGCGUGUAUUCCGAAGAAAAUUCCAAUGUCCGAGAGACUCUGAUCGGAAUAUCUCAGCGAGAACGUAACACAAUCAAAUCAUGAUCAUUCUCCAAGCAUCACCGCGCCGAGGAAAUACCUCACGAACUAUUCACCUCCAUUUCAUUUUAUACUCGAGCGUACAAAUUACUCGGCUCAUGUUUUAUAAGUCGACCGCUCAUUUCCACUCGAUUGCAUGCAGUUCCGUUGAAACACACUCAAGAAUUUCAAUGCGCCGAAGGUCUUUAUGCAUUCGUUUGAAUCGCCAUGUUCAUAUUUUUACUACAUUGAAGAUGAAAUUUCGUUAUUCGGAAAUCGCCCUAGAUUUCUGGACAUCGACCAACGAAACAGUAUUAAUUGUCAAAAAGGCACGUUUUUAAAUCGAUCCUGCUGGAAUUUCGUGUACUUAUUGAGGCUGUUAUUGUUCGUUGAAAAUAUCCUGGAAAAUGAAACAAUAAAAAUAUCGGUAACGAGGAAGAAUUUGUAAUUCAAUCGAGCAUUGAGACUUGCGUCACAACUCAAUGACGAUGUUCAGUAUUAAAAAUGCGAAAUUCGCCCGAAUUCAUGAAGAAGAAACCGUCGAAAAAGGAGCGAACGGAUCGAUGAUUUUUUGUCGAAAUCUGAGAAAAUCUGAGGUUGGGAAAAAAUGGAAAACAGAAUUUUCAAGUCGAUGCUAUUUCAGCUCCGUUGUAUCGAGACUGAAAAGGUUUGUUCGCCCAUGAAAAAAGUAUUAUCAUCAGAGUGCAAAAGAGGCUCUCGGAGCUGCUGCUCUCCCUGGUCGAGGACGAGACACGCAUUUUUGCUACCGCAGCUCACACAUUGAGCACAACACACGCACAAGCACACACGAACGUUCGCUCCUUGGCAAGUGCCAGAGUUCUCAUUAUAAUGCCGGCCAUACCUUGCAUAAAGCGAAUCCUUUUCAACGUAAGGAGUCCCAGCGAGGCUGCUUGGCUCUCUCGAUAAAACAGGAAAAAGGAGAACGAGAGCGAGAGAGAAGAAGAAACGAGGUGGAGAGAGACGAAGCUUCUUCGGCCAAGUGGCGCAAUUACGCGCCAAUCCGCGAGUUAAAUUGUAUCGCAAAGCUUCUAAAGGCUAAUGGAAAAAAAAUAAAAAAUUAAUCCCAUCUUAAGCUACUUUUGCACCUGAAAGGAGUUUUCCUAUUUGUUAAUAAUGAAACUGCGACUGUGUGAGUGAGCGAAAGAGAGAGAGAGAGAGAGAGGCUCAAUCUCUGAAUCAAUUGACCUGCAAUAAUUUUAAGAAUUUAAAUUACCUUAAUAAUUGUCAUACUUGUUCGACUAAUUGUAAAGAGAAUGAAGCAUUAAAAAAACAUAUGAAACAA
This is a messenger RNA of Venturia canescens, 7270 nucleotides long. RefSeq names its product putative sodium-dependent multivitamin transporter. NCBI's taxonomy places the organism in Eukaryota, Metazoa, Arthropoda, Insecta, Hymenoptera, Ichneumonidae. The record is from RefSeq and is a predicted model, not a curated record. The transcript has 8 exons. Gene Ontology annotation, cellular component: membrane. Bases 4087 to 5850 code for a protein of 587 amino acids. Gene Ontology annotation, molecular function: symporter activity. Gene Ontology annotation, biological process: transmembrane transport; sodium ion transport.